Molecule: messenger RNA, 2193 nt
Organism: Geodia barretti
Lineage: Eukaryota; Metazoa; Porifera; Demospongiae; Tetractinellida; Geodiidae
Source: the annotation of a GenBank genome assembly
AUGGCAAACCAAACUCCGCCUACCUUGGAAGAUCAGAACUUCCAUUUUUGGUCCUCAGUCAUACGGGGCUACUCGUUCCGCGACGUCAACGUGGAGGUUCCGAUCGCCUGGAGCAAGUCGUACGUAUAUGUGACCGUUGACGGCUCGGAUUUCAACGGGUAUGGAUUGCCCUUCUAUGCGUAUCUCAACCGCGACCGCUCUGAAAUCGGAUGUUACCUGACUUGGCGAAAGGGCUAUGAAAAAGAGAAGCACAUCUUUGAAGAGAUCGUAGCGCCACUCGAAAGACUGCGCGGCGAGUUAGGCGAUGAUUUGGAGCCGUGGACCAACCACAACGGACAUCCGAGAGUCGGAUUCCGCCGUGCGACGCAAUUCCAGCUCCUCCAUGACUACGAGAACGCGGAAUACCGCUGCGCGGUUGCGUGGAUGCAAGAUCACCUGGAUCGCCUCGGAGCUGAGGUGGCGCAGUCGCGGAUUGAAUGGGACGAGAUUCCGAGCCCGGUUAUUGUGCGGGGGACGGCGGAGGUGGCGCAUCGGGAUCCGGCGAUGCACUACCACGACGGCGUGUUUCGGGUGUUCUACGGGCUGGCGCGGCUGAUCGAUCCGCCGGAGCAGGGGCGGGUGAUGUUUCAGCUCGCGGUGAUCCGGAGCACCGAUCUGAUCCACUGGAGCGAACCGCGUACGCUCACCCCGCUCGACGACGACCUCAACCUCACCGAUCCGGGCAACAUCGUGCGCUUUGGCGAUGAGUGGAUCAUGACGGUCGAGAACUACCGCACGCCGUUCAGCCCGUCCGGCGGGCAGGAGACGACGCGCUGCUGGCUGAUGCGCAGCACUGACCUGGAGACCUGGAGCGAGCCGGAACUGAUGCUGCUCAAGGGGCCGGCGGUGCCGGACGCGCAGAUGGGGCGCUGCAUCUGUCCGUGUCUGUUUCCCGACCGCCACGACCCCGGCAAGUGGUGGUGCACGUUCAAACAGGGCGGCUUUACCGUGGCGCCGGCGCACCGCCUGGCGUUCGGCGGCACCGACAUGCCGCGCCGCUCGCUGCUGCUGCAGAGCCUGAACCUGUCCUGGAGCUACGACCUGCGGCACUGGACCUGGUACACCCGCGCCGACAGCGAGGAGAGCUACUGCGUACUGACCGAGGAGGACGGCUACGUGCUGAUCGACUCGCCCGACAACGGCGUCGGGAUGAAGCUGUCGCCGGACCUGUUGCACUGGCACCAGAUUGGCCUCUACACGCUGGGGACAGCGGCGCUGGCCGUGGGCGCAGGGGCGGCUCAGCGGCGGGCAGGUGAUCGAUCUGCGCCACGUGCCCGAGGUGGGCAAGUACGUGAUGGUGUUCCACGGCUGCACCCCGGCGGGCAAGAUCGCCAGCAACGUGCACGGCGCCGCCAGCCUGGGCCUGGCGUGGAGCGACGACCUGGCCAACUGGUACUGGCCGCAAUGAGUGCGCCGCACGUCGACCUGGAGGCGAUUCCCGGCCCCAUCAUUCUGGCCGGCGACCAGCGCACCGCCUACCGCGAUCCCCUGCUCCACUAUCACGACGGCAUCUUCCGCCUGUUCUGCUCGGUGGUGAGCGCACAGCCCGACGGCCACGACCGCUUCCACGUCGGCGUGACCGAGAGCCGCGACCUGCGCUCCUGGGGACCGUUGCGCGCCGUCACCGAUCCCGCCGACCCGCGGAGCUUCUGCGGGCCGGGCGGCAUCGUGCACCACGACGGCCGCUGGCUGCUGUGCAUGAGCAGCUAUCCGCGGCCCAACAUCCACGACGCGCGCUGCUGGACCACGGCCAGCGCCGACCUGCAGAGCUGGCAGGAGCCACGGCCCCUGCAACUCAAGGGGCCGGCAGUGCCGGUGCGCGACACCGGGCGCGCCCUCGAUCCCUAUAUCUUCCGCGACAAGGACGACCCCGAGCGCUGGUGGUGCUGCUACAAGCACGGCGGCGUGCUGCUGGGACGCGCCCACGGCCUGGGCUUCGGCGGCACGCCCAUUCCGCCCGACGCGCUGCUGCUGCAGAGCAUGCAACUCUCCUUCAGCCGCGACCUGGAGCAUUGGACCCCGUACGCCCAGAGCGACGGCGAGGAGAACUACUGCGUGCUGGUCGACCAGGCCGCGGACGAGUACGUGCUGAUCCACUCGCCGGCCAACGGCAUCGGCAUCAAGCGCUCCACCGAUCUGGUGUCCUGGUACUGA